Messenger RNA from Vitis vinifera (wine grape), 1835 nucleotides. RefSeq lists its product as uncharacterized. The record is from RefSeq and is a predicted model, not a curated record. The transcript has a single exon. The coding region runs from base 31 to 702 and encodes 223 amino acids. Gene Ontology annotation, molecular function: kinase inhibitor activity. Gene Ontology annotation, cellular component: plasma membrane. Lineage: Eukaryota; Viridiplantae; Streptophyta; Magnoliopsida; Vitales; Vitaceae.
CAUUUUGUACACAAAGUGUCAGAUGAUCCAAUGGAAAGUCGCCGGCAGCACAAGAGUUCCGGUGAUAUUUUCUCUUUUCACAGUCAGGACCAAGACUCUGAGUUUGAGUUUGGUUGUGUUACACCAGACUUGCCUUCAAGCAAGAGCUCCCCAGCUGAUCACUUGUUCUGCAAUGGCAAGCUUUUACCGCAUGUGUUUCCCUGCCAAUCGGCUAGUCCUCGGACCGAUAUCGCCCGAGCAAACAGCAGAACAAGCAGCAUUAGCAGCAAAGACUCAUUGGUGUCGUCCAGAAGCAAUAGCACAAGCAGUAGGAGCAGCAGCUGUAGCAGUGCAAGGACAAGCUCAAGCGAUAAUUCUGAGAGGAUGAGAGCAUGGACUACUAUGCAGGCCAAAGUUGUGGCGAAAACCGCGAUAACAAGAGACGGGUACCUUGCAAAUAGGCCUGUUUUGGCUCAACCAUAUGGGAAUUCUCAGAGAUGGCAGUUCAUCACACCAGCACCGGUCCUGAGCCGUGAGCCUUCGCGUCGGAGAAGAGCUGGAGCUGCAGUGCAAGAUGACCAGUUGAGGCAGAAGAAGGUGGCUGUGGAGAAGAGGAGGGCGAAACCCGGGAUUGGAUGGAGGUUUUUCAGGUUAUUCAUGUCAGCCUGCAGAGAAUGCCAUGCCAUGGAACCAUCAAGGAAAGAAAAUAUCAAGUCAGGGUAACAACUCAUGGAUCUGGGGUUUUCAUUUGUCAAGCAUUUUUUAUGGGGUCAUCUGCUAGCAUUUUGAUGUGUUUUUCCUGCUUUUGAAAGCAAAAACUGCUUUAAUUUUUACAUUCAAAACAAAGAAACUACUCCCAAAAUGCUAUCAGAAGAUUACAUUCAUGAUCUAUUGAUGAUUCUGUUGUGGUUUUGUCUGAUAUUUCAAGCUCUUUUAUAUAUAUAUAAAAGGACCUAAGAGCAAUAUGCUGUAAAGGGUUGUGAUUUGUAAUCAACACGACUGUGUUUCAGCUGACAGUUAGCAGCAAAAGAUUGAGUGGUGUCUGGUUUUCUUUCAUAAAAUCAAGCUCAUCGAGCUCUCCCAAUGUGAAUUCAGUAUAGAUUUUGGCAUAAAAAGACCAUUAAUUUAGAGUCUUUCAUAUGGGUUAAACUUAGGAAAUAGCAUCAACUUGAAUAUUUCAUCUCAAAAAGAUGUCUCCCCUAAUAUUCUUAUACCAUAUGCAUAAAUUCUCAUUCUUAUUUGGUCCAAUUUUAGACAAAAUACAACUCAUUUUAACACUGAAUUCAAGGUAAAUGGAGACUCAAUGUUUCAAGGUGAUGAUUGAAUAACCUUCAAACAAAGAUUGAUAACUUCUUGGCAAAGGGUGUUUUCAAGACAAUGAUUUAAUGAAGUUUUAAAGAAAAAUAAUUGAUAAUUUUUAAGUGGAACAUUAGUCACUUUCAAGGUGAUCCAACCCCCCAAAAAAAAGAACAAGGAUUUAAAAAACCAAAAAAACAAAAAAACAAAAAACCAAAACAAAAAAAAAAACACUAAUUUGAAAGAUGGUCAAAAGAAAAAGAUGUCAUAUUUAAGUCUAGGCUGUGGUGGAGCCAAAACAAUUAUAUUUUGUCCUAAAUGGGUCAAAUGGAUAAAAACUAAAUAAAUAAAUAGAUAAUAAUUAAAAUAAAACAAAAACAAAAUUACUCCAAGAUCAAUAAUCUUGGGUCAUUUCACUGAAAUUCUUGCUUUUGGAUCUCUGUAUGAAAGGCUUAGACAUUGUGCACCAACAAAUAUAUGGACGUGGGAAAGAUACAUUAAAAUUGAAAGAUUCCAUUCUGUGUUUUGAAGAUAUCGCUUCUGAAAGCAAAGUUUCUUAA